Messenger RNA from Magnolia sinica, 816 nucleotides. RefSeq lists its product as uncharacterized. The record is from RefSeq and is a predicted model, not a curated record. The transcript has 2 exons. Bases 1 to 816 code for a protein of 271 amino acids. NCBI's taxonomy places the organism in Eukaryota, Viridiplantae, Streptophyta, Magnoliopsida, Magnoliales, Magnoliaceae.
AUGAUGAAUCGUGCCCUACUAGGCAAAUGGUCUUGCAGAUUGGGAGUGGAACAAGACGCCUUAUGGAACAUGAUCGUCAAAGGAAAAUAUGGAUGUUCCCCGGGAGGGUGGUGGACGAAAGAUUCUUCUGCUUAUAGAGUCUCUUACAUCUGGAGAGGUAUUCUCCGUACCAAAAAUCCGGUUGUUAAGAACAUUGGCUUUGUCCUUGGGAACGGUUCAGCAAUCCGAUUCUGGGAAGACCUUUGGCUGGGGGAGACCACGUUAAAAGACAGAUUCCCAUCUAUCUACAACCUGGCUGUGGAGAAAAACAGUCCUGUUGCCUCCUUUAUUCUAUUUCCAACUUGGACUAGUUUGGGACAUCUCGUGCAGCAGAAAUCUCCAAGACUUGGAGCCAAGAAUCGGAUCUUAACGAUCGACAAUUUGAAUAAGAAAGGAAUGCAGCUCGUCAAUAUCUGCCUAUGUUGUAUGGGCGACGAGGAAUCUGUCGAUCACCUUCCCGUCCACUGUCCCUUUAUCUCCCAGAUCCUCUUGGACUUCUUUAUCAGUUUUAAUAUCAACGGUUGUAUCCCAGCCACUGCUUCUUCCUCGCUCGCUUAUUGGCAUGGAUUCAAGUUGGGAAAAAUCAGAACACGGGUGUGGAGAAUGUCUAUCCUCGCCAUCUGGUGGGUGGUCUGGAAAGAGCGGAACGACAGAUGUUUCAACAACUCUCAGUCCUCGCCGCAAUCUGUGGGUUCUAAGGCUAAAAAAUUAUUAAUCGAAUGGCCGGUUGCUGUCCCGGGUCUUAAAGAUUUUAAUUUUCUGUUUCUUGGCCUGUAG